AUGGCGAUGAGGCAUCUAUCCUGGCUCCUAUUUUUCGGGCUAUGGAUUCUAACAAGUGCGAUUGAGCUAGACACUUGUGAAAAGCGGAUCUAUCUGGCAAAAGCUGAACAACUUGACGCGAAUGGUCGAAAAUGUUGGGACACUGUAAAGGUGCCGUGUUGUGGAGGAAGAUGCAACUCUAGGGAGAUUCCAGAUUGGAAGUUCCCGUUCAAAAACUCCCAUCACCCAGUCUGUGCAUACGCGGCGAGGAAACCUUUGAUGAUGCUAUUACGCUACUGUGAUCCUGGUGUGAUACCAGGCACCGAACUGUUCCACUUUAUAGGUGCUGAAGACUGUAAAUGCAAGGUUUGUUCAUCUCAGCGCACGAGCUGUGAGUGGGUGCCACCAAACUCGACUCUUUUGGACGUUCUCAAAAACAACUUCGAUGACGAGCAUAUCUAA
This is a messenger RNA of Hyposmocoma kahamanoa, 441 nucleotides long. RefSeq names its product thyrostimulin beta-5 subunit-like. Gene Ontology annotation, cellular component: cytoplasm; extracellular region. Bases 1 to 441 code for a protein of 146 amino acids. Gene Ontology annotation, molecular function: hormone activity. The record is from RefSeq and is a predicted model, not a curated record. The transcript has 3 exons. Lineage: Eukaryota; Metazoa; Arthropoda; Insecta; Lepidoptera; Cosmopterigidae. Gene Ontology annotation, biological process: G protein-coupled receptor signaling pathway.